GGGUAUUCUGCUUGACUAGGGCUUACAUCGAUGGAUUUUGGUUGCAUCCGGGUUGAAUCCCCGCCUCCAUAUUUGCAUGCAAUUGUCUACCGACAACACUCUUCUUUUUUCAGAACAACUGUUGGAAGAAGCAUCUCCGAAAUAGCAUCUUUCGAAGUCUGUGACUCGUGAAAAUGUUUAUGGUGAGUGGGGUCCAUAUCUCCCCAGUACAACAUACCAGAACUUUGCUCGAGAAGACUACGCCGCCUGCGCCAUCAUCCAACCACUGCCAACACAGCCAAUAUUUUCAUAAGUGAAACCAUUGAAUAAUAUCAACACAGCAUUGUAAGCCUCAGCACCGAUCGGUCUUCUCGCUUUGUUGCACUAUUCAAAGACCACUCGAUCGUUGAAGCCCAUUGAGAAGCUGAUAAGCUCGCAUCUGGGUAAAUAUCAUAUGUCGACGAGGGAUUAGACGUGUUAGACAUGUAGCAAGCUGCUCGAACUUCCAAAUACCUAUAUGUUAACCCCAUUUUACCUGCCUGUCUUCCAAGGUAUGCGUACAAUGAAGAAGACGUGAGAUCAACGCUUUUGGUGAAUGAAGUUGUUCAAUCAACCGAGGUAGUUUUGGGAGUUUCUCGAGUCCGGGGUUUUAGCGUCCGAUCCACGCUAAAUUGCGGGACAUUCCGCAUCAUCACUGGCGUCCGAGCGACCACUUUUAUAUCAUCAUUCACUCCUUGGAUCCUUGGAUAGGAUUGAUUACUGUACCUAUUAUUAUAAACAUCUUGUAUCAUUCGCUUUGGCAAUCAUGGGAUCAAUCAGUGGUAAUGAGAAUACACGUCCUGAUGCGAAGGAAAUCCGAGUCUUGGUUACAGGUUUUGGUCCUUUUCGCGCGCAAUUUCCCAUAAAUCCAUCAUGGGAGAUAGCAUCUCGUCUACCACCUUACGUUCCUACGAAUGUAAAAGAUGAGGGGCACCAUCCGCAUGCACGACCACCAAUAAACAAGCACACGCCACGCAUUAAGAUUGAGACUUAUGGAGCGCCAGUUCAUGUAGGAUACAAGGCUGUUCGGGAACUUGUGCCUGUACUUCUUGAUGACACAAAGCCUGAUUAUAUACUACAUAUUGGAAUGGCAUCUGGUCGAUCUUUUUACAGUUGUGAGCGACGGGGUCAUCGAGAUGGAUAUUUCAUGAAAGAUGUCGAUGGUAGUGUUUUGAACGAUGAAUACAACAAGAUCAAGGAGGGCGAUGACUGGGUAUGGCAUGAUUGUCCUGGGGAACUUUUGACGAGUUUGCCAUUCGACAAAAUGUUCCGUCAAUGGAAGGAAGCUUGUCCUGAAGUCGAUACACGCAUUUCCGAAGAUGCCGGUAACUACCUCUGCGAUUUUAUAUACUAUACCUCUCUCGCACACCGUUACAAGCAUCAAAAACCAAAUAAAGCCAUGUUCUUACAUGUACCCGUCGACUCCGAUCCCGAGUCUGUACGGAAGGGUGUUGAAAUUACAACCGAGCUAAUUCGGGCAAUGGUUGAAUGUGAUCUCAAAGCUCAAGCCAAUACUGGGGACGAUAUUAAUACCACAGAAGAGAAAGUGGAUCUGUGAAUACUUCAAUUAUUUGACAGGUGAAAUUGUAUAUACCUGACUUAGUAGAGGGGAAUUGGUAAACAUAAUAGGCAGGAUGGACAUCAUGGGAAUAACACGUUUGAUAGUAUUGGUAGCAUCUGUAGUUUUAAGAGCAUGGCAUUAUAACAGCGUUAGGACCUCUGAGGAUACAAGAAUUAUUUUCAAGAAUAAGAAAAGAGAAAUACAACAUCUGAAAAAAGGCUCCAACUAAUCAUUGAGUGUUCACUGCGAUAUUCCAAUCAGACAUUGUUGAGCAGAGUGUGCUUCAAAGGUUUCUAAACCUCGACUCGCGUAUUAUAAUCCGAUGAAGGGGCGACGAACUCGCAGUGAGAAAUGACCUCGGAUUACUUUGUCAACGGCGGCAGCAUAGAUGAGUGUUUGUUCAAGCAUUGAGAAUUUUGACACAGGUUCUCGCACAUUAUAAUGCAUUCU
Botrytis sinoallii is the source of this 2029-nucleotide messenger RNA. RefSeq lists its product as uncharacterized. The transcript is spliced from 3 exons. Gene Ontology annotation, molecular function: pyroglutamyl-peptidase activity. Gene Ontology annotation, biological process: proteolysis. Lineage: Eukaryota; Fungi; Ascomycota; Leotiomycetes; Helotiales; Sclerotiniaceae. Gene Ontology annotation, cellular component: cytosol. The record is from RefSeq and is a predicted model, not a curated record. The coding region runs from base 785 to 1576 and encodes 263 amino acids.